Puma concolor (puma) is the source of this 1512-nucleotide messenger RNA. Lineage: Eukaryota; Metazoa; Chordata; Mammalia; Carnivora; Felidae. The record is from RefSeq and is a predicted model, not a curated record.
AUGGUAUCAGGGAAGUUUUCCCGAAGGAAGUACCUGUCUGUCUACAUCUCAGUGCCAGCUGCGGUGUGGCACGGAGAGAGCUCCGGCCCUGAGAGCUGCCCGCUGGCCCGGCUUCUGGCCGAGCUCGGCGGCUCGGUUCGCCGCGACCUGCGCCAGGUGCGGCUGCAGGUGCAGCCCGCCUACUCGGCCGCCGGCCUCCCGGCGUGGGAGGCCUACCUGCGCGCCUUCCACGGCGCGGUGGCCCAGCGCCUCCAGGAGCUCGCGCGCGACGCCCGGGGCUGCGAGCAGCUCUACGUCCUGCUGGACUGGACCGCCAAUGUCUACGGCAGUCCUGACUUCCUCGGUGCCCCGGACCUGACUCUGUCCACGGAGCCGCUGCCCCCACUCCUGGCACCCAGUGUGUGGGCGCGCCUGGAGAGCGACUACACCAGCUUCCUAGAGACCAAGAUCACAAGCUGCUUCGACAGCAUCCUGCAGCUGGAACAGAGCCGCUGGGUGGCCGCUGAGGCCCCCGAUGUGCUCCAGGGCCUCUACCACACGCCUCUGUCCAUCGACAUCCACAUGCUCGUGGCUGAGCAUGUGAAGGCGGCUGGUGCCAUCUCUGCAGAACUGGAGGCCACCACGCUGCGCAUCUGCGUGCGGGCACUCGGCCUCUUUCUGCCCAGGUUUGAAAAGGCUUUUCUACAGUCGGAGGCGGUGAGCGAACCUCAUCUGGGCGCCAGCAUCAACGCCUGCGAGGAGCUCAGGACCAGUCUUCUGGCCAGGUUCCCAGGAACCUUUGAAGAGCUGGAGAAACCUCUAGUGGCUGCCGUCUGUGUCUUCCAAAAGCGGCUGCUCCAAGGCUUGCAGUAUGAUGUGCAACCGCUUUUCAGGGUCCUGUGUACCAAGGCCUGGCUGACACACGACGUGCUGCAGCCCCUCAUGGACAAAGUGGUGGCCUUCGCCCAUCACCUGGAGCACGUGGCCCCACUGCGGGCACAGGAGACGCUGCAGGAGGCACACCGAUACGUGGUCCGUGAAUACCUGGCACAGGUGCUGAGGCCUCGUGAGCGGUUCCGCGGUGUCGAUCGCGUGACUGGCUCCCAGAAGAUGGGCCUCGACGCCCAGGCCAUUGGCAACACCUUCCAGGGCUUGGGCUCAGAGGCCACGUGGCUGGGCCAGGCUAUCCCAUGCGUCGCUGACAUUCUCGGCGAGACUUACAAGGACGACAUCGGGCGGCACCUGGAGACACUCAUCGGGAGCUACCCAGACAUCAGGUCUCACGAGGCCUUGCGGAGAGCCUGGAGUAUCUCGUUGGCCAUCCUGUUGUCCGGGCCAAGGGAGGGAAGACUGAGGCCUGAGGGAUGGAGCCACGUGUCUGAAAAUACAGAUGUGAGUGACGCAGCUCCCCAGGGGCCAGGUGGUCUUCGCGCCCAAGCCCCCAUCAUCAUGCCUGCCUUCUCCAAAACCCAGAAGCUCGCAGCUUCCGGUGCCCUGUCGGAUGAGGGGGAGUUCUCAGCGCCCAGGCCCUGA